AGAUCACACCAAACCUCAACAUGAUGUCUCCACAUUCCUUAUCCGUUUUAGUCUCCUCAGUCUUGGGACUGGUCUUGGCAAUCCCUUCUAACACUUGUAUUGUGAUGGGUAAUCUGGACAUCAUCAGAAAGAAAGGGAAGUUGAGUCCCUCCGAUGUGAUCUUUCUGGGGAAGGGAAUUGUGAAUAUUCUCCUCCAGUGUGUGCUGAGCCUACAGGGAAUGUUACUUGUCUUUUCUCCUGCAAUCUUAUGCAUUAUACAAGUUUAUGUGUUUGUCUUUGCAGUAGUUUACUUCCUAACCUAUUACAGCUUCUGGUUGACCUUCUGGCUCUCGGCUCAUUACUGUACCAGCAUCACCAAUCUCAGCUAUGGGUUCUUCAUCUGGAUAAAGAGAAUUGUGUCCAAUUUCCUGAGUCACCUUCUAUUCCUGACGGCACUUGGGGUGUUCAUUAUGACUGUCCCGGGCUUCUGGAUUGUGUAUGCAGAAAUUCCUCUCCAGUCUUCUGAGAACAGUACAGAAGACUGUGUUACUGGGUUCCAUGUCAGCCUUUCCUAUUUUGUGUCUACAAACAUCCUAGGCGUCAUUCUUCCAUUCUGCCUUAGUCUUCUGUGCCUGGUCCUCACUUUCUCCUUUCUGCUCAGACACGUCUGCAGGGUGAAGAAUAACGACUCGGGAUCAACACGUCCAAAUCUUCAGGCUCAUGUCACGGCACUGAGGACAAUCUUCUUCUUACUUCUCAUGUUCACAUUCUUCAUCAUGCAUUAUGUGCUUCUGUUUCUUCCAAAUUUCACACUGGUUAUAAUCGGUUGGACUUUUCGAUUAUUAUCUCCAUCACUGGAGGCCGCCAUCAUCUUCCAGGCCAGCAACAAGCUGAGAAGGAUCAUUCUGAGAAGAUUCUGGACCAGAAGCCGGAGGAACACAGAGACUUAA
Molecule: messenger RNA, 929 nt
Organism: Rana temporaria (common frog)
Lineage: Eukaryota; Metazoa; Chordata; Amphibia; Anura; Ranidae
Product: taste receptor type 2 member 40-like
Exons: 1
Coding region: 21-929 (302 amino acids)
Biological process (GO): sensory perception of taste; detection of chemical stimulus involved in sensory perception of bitter taste; G protein-coupled receptor signaling pathway
Cellular component (GO): membrane
Molecular function (GO): G protein-coupled receptor activity; bitter taste receptor activity
Source: RefSeq, a predicted model, not a curated record